Molecule: messenger RNA, 1654 nt
Organism: Setaria italica (foxtail millet)
Lineage: Eukaryota; Viridiplantae; Streptophyta; Magnoliopsida; Poales; Poaceae
Product: ankyrin repeat-containing protein NPR4
Exons: 2
Coding region: 2-1654 (550 amino acids)
Cellular component (GO): plasma membrane
Molecular function (GO): protein phosphatase 1 binding; protein phosphatase regulator activity
Source: RefSeq, a predicted model, not a curated record
CAUGGAUCCGGCGCUGUACAAGGCGGCGACGCAGGGGAAAGUGGCGAGGCUGAACCAGCUGGUGGAUCCGGAGGACCCCAGCAUCCUCAGCUCCACGACGCCCCAGCUCAACACGGCGCUCCACCUCGCCGCCGCGCACGGCCACGCCGCGUUCGCCGACGAGGUCCUGGACAAGGACGAGGAGCUGCUCGUCGCCCGGAACGACGACGGCGACACCCCGCUGCACCUCGCGGCCAAGGCGGGCAAGCUGGAGGUGGCGGAGCUGCUCGUCAGCCGCGCCCUCGCCUGGCCGCAGGACAAGAAGAGCCCUCUGGUCAUGACCAACAAGGUGGGCAACACCGCGCUGCACGAGGCGGUGCGGAACCGCAGGGGCGCCGUGGCGGUGGCGCUGCUGGACGCCGACCCCGGCCGCGCCUACGACCUCAACGAGCAGAUGGAGUCGCCGCUGCACAUGGCCGCCCGCGAGGGCCUCGUCCAUGUCGUCCGCAAGAUAUUCGACUUCACCUGGGUCGAGGCGGAGUACGUGCCCUCUGUCGCCGUCAGCGGCACAGCUCUGCACCAGGCCGUGCUCGGCGGUCACACCAAGAUCGUGGACAUCAUGGUGGAGAAGCACAUCUGGCUGCUGGACCUGACCGACUCUGACGGCAACAACGCGCUGCACUAUGCGGCGCAGAAGAACAACUCGCAGGUGGUGGAGCUGCUGCUCAACAAGCAGGCGCAGCUGGCCUACAAGCCCAACGGAGAGCGGCAGUCCCCGCUGCACGUCGCCGCGCACUACGGCUCGACGGCGGUCAUCAAGGCGAUGCUCCGGCACUGCCCCGACGUGGCCGAGAUGGUGGACAUCCAUGGCCGCAACGCCCUGCACGUCUCCGUCACCAGCGGCAAGACGAACGCGCUCAGGUACCUGCUCCGCCAUAUCCGCCCCGCCGAGCUGCUCAACCGCGUCGACGGCAACGGCGACACGCCUCUGCACAUCGCCGCCAAGAUGAGCCGCGUCCAGUCGGCGCUGCUGCUGCUCAACGACCGCCGCGUCGAGCUGUGCGUCCGCGACCGCGACGGCCAGACCGCGCGCAGCCUCGUCGAGAUCAAGCUGCACACCGGCGAGAUGGACGCCUACGAGAUGUACCUCUGGAAGCAGCUCAAGCAGCAAGAGUCCAAAAGGUGCCGCAAGCAGCAGCUGCCGCCACUGGCUCCAUACCCCAGCCGGAGGGCCUCCAACGACAAGUACUUCGAGUGCAUCGUCGAGACCUACAUCCUCGUCGCUACCCUCAUCGCCACUGUGACCUUCGCCGCCACAUCCAGCGUUCCCGGCGGCUACCACGAUGAUGGCAUCGCCGUUCACAGCAACAACAUCGCAUUCCAUAUCUUUAUCAUCUCCAACACCGUUGCCAUGUGCAGCUCCAUCGUCGUCGUCUUCUGCUUCAUCUGGGCUUGGCAGGACCCCGUCCGGUUCAAGGUCGACCAGCUCUUGUGGGGACACAGGCUCACCGUCAUCGCCUGCCUCGCCAUGCUCGUCUCGCUCAUGACCGCCGUCUAUAUCACCAUAGCGCCCGAAUCACGGUGGCCGGCCUACGUCGUCAUCGUCAUCGGCAUGAGCACUCCGGCCGUCGUCUUCCUAAUGCUGGGCAAGGAGGUGAUAUUCGUGCCGAUGUAA